Messenger RNA from Arvicanthis niloticus (Nile rat), 5744 nucleotides. RefSeq names its product G protein subunit alpha o1 (gene Gnao1). Gene Ontology annotation, molecular function: G-protein beta/gamma-subunit complex binding; GTP binding; mu-type opioid receptor binding. Gene Ontology annotation, biological process: adenylate cyclase-modulating G protein-coupled receptor signaling pathway; G protein-coupled dopamine receptor signaling pathway. Lineage: Eukaryota; Metazoa; Chordata; Mammalia; Rodentia; Muridae. Gene Ontology annotation, cellular component: cytoplasm; heterotrimeric G-protein complex. The record is from RefSeq and is a predicted model, not a curated record.
UUCUCGCGCUCCCCGCUGGCCGCGGCUCCCUCGCGCUCUCCCCGACUCCUGUCCGCUCCGCCGAGCGAUGCGAGUUCUGGGCCCCGGCGACGCCGCCUCUCGCUAGAGCUCUGCACCCCCCACCCCCGGCCCGGCCCUCUGCCCAGCCCUGCCCUGCGCGCGGGGGUCGGAGAAGGCGCCGCGGACGCACCGACGGCCGAGGAGCGGCGAUGCACAUGCACUAGCGGCACCCCCUAACUCACUCCCUCCACACCCCGCGCCGCCGCCGCCUCCACCUUCUCCGCCUCCGCCUCCUCCUCCUCCGCCUCCGGCAGCCGCGGCAGAAGGACCCACCCUGCCCCCCACCCCACCCUCCGCCGGCUCCGGCUGCGGAUCCAGCCUCGACUCCUAUUUUAUUUAUUUUGGGUCGUGCACUAGCCUCGGUGCCUGCAACCCGCGCCUCCCGGGCCCGCGGGCGCCUCCUCUCUCGGCUCCGGAGCCCCAGACCCCGGCCACCCUCACCUCGACACCCCCAGACCCCAGCCAGCCGCCGCUAAUCUUCGCCGCUGGAAUCUUGAUAGAGGCUGUCCUUUUGGGGGGAUUCUGGUCUUUCGACAAUUUUGUUCCCAGCCAAGGAGAGGAUAUCGUGAUUUUCUCCCCUUUGAGCCCAGGCUCUGCUCUGUGGGGGGGUGGGGGGCGCGCCGACCCGGGGAGUCGUGCCAGCCGAGUCGUGCGGGCUGUGGCAGGGAAGGGGCCACCAUGGGAUGUACUCUGAGCGCAGAGGAGAGAGCCGCCCUCGAGCGGAGCAAGGCGAUUGAGAAAAACCUCAAAGAAGAUGGCAUCAGCGCCGCCAAAGACGUGAAAUUACUCCUGCUGGGGGCUGGAGAAUCAGGAAAAAGCACCAUUGUGAAGCAGAUGAAGAUCAUCCAUGAAGAUGGCUUCUCUGGAGAAGAUGUAAAGCAGUACAAGCCCGUUGUCUACAGCAACACUAUCCAGUCUCUGGCAGCCAUUGUCCGGGCCAUGGAUACUUUGGGCGUGGAGUAUGGUGACAAGGAGAGGAAGGCAGACUCCAAGAUGGUGUGUGACGUGGUGAGUCGUAUGGAAGACACUGAACCGUUCUCUGCAGAACUUCUUUCUGCCAUGAUGCGACUCUGGGGCGACUCAGGGAUCCAGGAGUGCUUCAACCGAUCCCGGGAGUAUCAGCUCAAUGACUCUGCCAAAUACUACCUGGACAGCCUGGAUCGGAUUGGAGCCGCUGACUACCAGCCUACUGAGCAGGACAUCCUUCGAACCAGGGUCAAAACAACCGGCAUUGUAGAAACCCACUUCACCUUCAAGAACCUCCACUUCAGGCUGUUUGACGUUGGGGGCCAGCGAUCUGAACGCAAGAAGUGGAUCCACUGCUUUGAGGAUGUCACGGCCAUCAUCUUCUGUGUCGCACUCAGCGGCUAUGACCAGGUGCUCCACGAGGACGAAACCACGAACCGCAUGCAUGAAUCCCUGAAGCUUUUUGACAGCAUCUGCAACAACAAGUGGUUCACAGACACAUCUAUCAUCCUGUUUCUCAACAAGAAGGACAUAUUUGAGGAGAAGAUCAAGAAGUCCCCGCUCACCAUCUGCUUUCCUGAAUACACAGGCCCCAGUGCCUUCACAGAAGCUGUGGCUCACAUCCAAGGGCAGUAUGAGAGUAAGAACAAGUCAGCUCACAAGGAGGUCUACAGCCAUGUCACCUGUGCCACGGAUACCAACAACAUCCAAUUCGUCUUUGAUGCGGUGACGGAUGUCAUCAUCGCCAAGAACCUGCGUGGCUGUGGACUCUACUGAGCCUGGCCGCUGACCCAGCCUGCCACUCACUCCUCCCCUGGACCCAGAGCUCUGCACCGCUCAGAUGCCCUGUUCACUGAAGAAAACCCCAGAGGCUGGCCUGGGAGCCAGGAGGAGGCAUCCUUUGAGCAUCCCCACCCUACCCAACUCCAGCCGCGUGACAUGUGGGAACAGGGUUGGGCAGAGGUGUGGAGCGCCACCCACCACAAGGCCAGAGACCACUGCAUGCCACCUGGGUGCUGCUCAAUGGUCAGCUGUGUGUCUCACUCAGAGGCCGAGUGGGCAACACUGCCAUCUGGUUCAGAAUGGGCAUGUCCUGUUCUCUGCAACUCCUACUCAGUGUCCUGGUGUCUCUUCCACCUUAGUGAUAGGGUGGCCAGCAGGAUGGCCCCGUGGCAGGUGCUGCUUGAUUAGAGGAUAGUCAAUGCCAUCUCUCAGCUUUCCUUAGGGUCUGUUUGGCAGAGGGCUGUUCCGUCGACAAAAGCCAACAUGGAGUCAGGCCACUUUUGGGGUGCAAAGACUCAGACCUUGGGGCGGUAUUCAUUCUUCCUUCACCUUGGAUCUUAGUCCUUCUCUGGGCAUCUUCCCUUGCCCUUGGGCUCCCUAGGACACUGACUCCCCAGCCCUGACUCCCAUGGGGUUGGGAAUAUUCCUUAAGACUGGCUGACGACAAAGGUGUGUUGGUGGAGGAACAGACCUGUGCCACAGAAGUUGGGGGCGGGGCUGAGGGGGCAGGCAGCUCUUUCCUGAUAGGCUGAUGGCUCUGCUCACAGGGCUUUGCUGUCCUGGGUGGUAGUGAAUAGACAGGCCACAGGCUUCAGGUCACAGACAGAGCAGGCAGCAGCUUCGUAACUGGAGAUUGUUUAGGCAGAAACAUAGGAGACUUAACAAGCCAGGCCCUGAAGCCAAUGCCCUGCUUUACUCCACCCUUGGUCAGGAAGUAGGAGGCCCUUGGUAUAUUCCUGGUCUCAGGGCAAGCAAUGAGCCUGCACCCUGAAGGGUGGGCUCAGAAGGAGUGUAAACCAACCCAGACAUACAGCCAACCCCCUUCCUAGGAACCUAGGGAGGGAUUUGCUACAGAGAUUCUUAAGCAAAAAGGGAGUGGUGUAGUUUUUGGCAACCCUAGCCUCAGCUGACUUUGGACAGUCAGCACAUGUCUCUACCAUUCCUAGACAUCUCCAGUCAGCUGGUACCACAGCCAGUGGUUCAGACCGGCGAUCAUGUGCCAUGCCAGGCUGUACAGAAGGAUGCAGAUGUGCCCUGGGGCAAUCGGGAGAGGUGUACACCUAGAAGUGUCUCUCUUCCUCAAGCCCUGUAUUUUCCUGAGCCCUGCUCUGUCACAGGUCAGGCAGGACCCUGGCCCUCUGUCAUAGUCCCACAGAGCUUGCCACCAGCUCUGGACUUGUAGGUUCCAACAAGAACAGAACUCUGGGUGGUCUAGGGAGACACAGGGACCUUCCCCAGUGCCAAAUUCUUGUAGGGGUGACCCUCCGGGGAGCCCACCCCAGUCUGGGUGACCCUCUGGGGAGCCUACCCAGUCUGGCUGCUUCGCCACUUCCCCUCUACCCACAUUUGUCUUCAUUGUGUGCAUCUCCAUCGUUUUAGGACCCUGUGCCAUGUACUAGAGAGUCCAGAGCCUGGAGACCAUGGUCUCAAUGACCUGCCAUGAAGGUGAAGGCCAAUUCAGUCCUUGGGCCAACAGCAGUUAUUUCUCUGCAGCACCCCUGGGUGUGGCCAUCUGUGUCCACAGACUAUAACCCCAAUUUUAAAAGCACCUGCUGUCAUAGGAUGUUGGCCAAGCCCCAUCUUUUAAAACCAUUUCUAGGAAGGUAGAAGUCACCACCCCUAACCAUCCCCCCCCUACGGCUCCCAUUCCCCAAGUGGCCCCUCCAAAUCACUGCAGCACAGUUGUGGGAGCCCUCAGCUAGAAUCAGCCUGUCCCCAGCCUCCCCACUCCUGUCCCCAAGGCUACCUUCUGCUCAACCUACUGUGUUCAGUCUAGUGCCAUGCACUGCUCUCAGCCUCAGGUAGGGAGAUCUCAGGCUGUCUACUAGAACAUGGUCUGUAGGGAAAGCUGUCCUGUCUCCCACACGUGUCAUCACCAGCAGCUCUACCAUGGGGGACAAAUGUGCAUGACAGAUGAGUCUUGGCUCCGCCGUGGCUUUGGGUGUGGGUGAAGUGUUGAAAGCGACCAGAUCAAGGGAAUGGAUGUCCCUGAUGUUCAGUGGCCAUGUCCCCAGAGGGGCCAUGCUACAGUUUCUGAGUAGUCUAAUUCAGCAGGCCAGGAGCAGUUUCCAGGAAGAGUACCUUCACCAUAUUCAUGGAACCGUGCCUGUUGCCUAGGUGCCAGUGGGCAAGUCCUGUGCCCUGUGCCAAUGUCCAUUCUGAGAAUCUUCCCUUUAGGCAUAGGUAGAGGCCUCUGAGCCUCUGGGCUCAGCUGUGGAGGGUGCUGGAGGACUCUGGGCUCAGCUGUGGAGGGUGCUGGAGGACUCUGGGCUGAGCUGUGGAGGGUGCUGGAAGACUCUGAGCCAAGCUGUGGAGGGUGCUGGAGGACUCUAGUGUGGGAAUGGGGAUGAAAUCCUCCCAGUCUCAGCCACUCAUUAGUGGCUCUGGCCUUUAGCCUCUCCUGAUCCCUUCUGUUGAUGGAGCCCCUGGGUCCUGGUGCCCUGUCCCCUUGUCCCCUCUUGUACCAUGCAGAAGACCUCAAUCAUCUCAGCCUUGCAGCCCAGCCCCACACCCUGCUAUUGAGAACUGGAGGCAUCUGAUCUGUGCGGUCUGCACUGGAUGUCCCCGAGCCCUCUGUUCAACCCCAUACCCACGCUCUCCACAGGGUCCCCACAGGGAAAGUUGACAGUGCUUCACUCUAGCCCUGCCUUCUGCAGAAAGUUCUGCUGCAAGAGAUGUACCCGUGGUUCUUGAGUACUGCAUGCUACAGCCAGUGACCUGAGGGCAGGGUUCACUCGCCUCCUGACCCUCUCCCUGUCUCCAUCUGACCCAGCCUCUUGACAUGGAGAUCCAUCAUACCCAGGAGAAACUCAUGAACCCUCCAGAUCCUCCCUGCUGACCCAGUAGUAGCUUGUCACCCUCUUCUGAAGAUCCUGGGGUCACAGAGCAUCUUCUAGCCGCCACCCCUUUGUUCUGGGCCUCCUGCUAAGCUCCAGGUACAGCCUACAGCUCAGGAACCCAGCCCUGAGACUCCAACUCCAUUGUAUCUGAGCUUCUGGGGGUAAGCACUUCCAGGCUGUUGAUCCCAUCAGGCUACAAGCUAAAGAAAGAAAGUUCCAGCACCCCAAAGAACAGGGCCAGAGGUAUAAGCAGGCUUCCCCACCCCCCACCACUCAGUAAGGAGAGCCUUGUAUGCAUCUGCUAAGAGAGUGGAGCUCAGGCUCACAGACGCUCCCCCAUGCCAGAUGAUGGCCACAUCAAGGAGGGAGCAGAUGGAAGAAAACCAGAAAUAAUGGCCCCUAUCCAAAGCCCUGGGCCCUCUAGACAGAGUGCAGUACCCUAUGACCAGCAGCUUUCUUCUCUUCCCCAGGCACAAAAGGCCACCAGCAGAAACAGAACUCUUUCCAGAAGCCCUGAGGUCCUCCCCUUCCCUUCCUCCCCUUAGCCCCCUCCACCAGCCACAAUUGCCUUCCCAGCAUGGACAGCAGCCCUCCGCUUCCUGGUGUUCACCCUGACUUCUGACUUGACCCCUGUGGCCAAUGUGCACGCACCCUCAAGUCCCAGGCCAGAGGCCGGGGACCCCACAUUCCCCUUAGCAGAGCCUUCUUAGGUGCACCGGCCCCACUUCUUGACCCAUCACCAUCACCUACCCUCAUUAACUGUGAUUUUGUAAGAAGAGUGACUUGCUGGUUAAUAAAUACCUAGUUAUUGUAAUAAUUUAUUGGCUGCCAUAAUGUAUUUAUUAGUCACCCACCAUUAAUAAAAAGUGCCAGCUC